AUUGAUUUGUAGACAAUUGCAAUCUUGGGUUUUACUUAGAUUCUGAGUUUUUUUAGUGAAUUUGCAGCACACUCUGAAGUGGGGUUGCCCUGUAAAACAUCACUUGGGUUUCCUAAGUUACCUCUCGGUGAUUGCUUUCUAUUGCACUGAAGAUGUCGUCCCUAAGGAACGCCAUUAACAGACGAGCUCACAAGGAGAGAGCUCAACCACAUGCGAGGAGAAAAUUUGGGCUUCUUGAAAAACACAAGGAUUAUGUUGUCCGUGCAAAGGCAUACCACAAGAAGGAGGAGACUUUACUGAAACUCAGGGAGAAAGCUGCGUUUAGGAACCCAGAUGAGUUUUACUUCAAGAUGAUCAAAACAAGAACUGUUGAUGGAGUUCAUAAGCCAGAGAGUCAGGCAAACAAAUACACCCAAGAAGAACUCAUGUUGAUGAAGACCCAAGACAUAGGAUAUAUACUUCAGAAAUUACAAAGCGAGAAAAAGAAAGUUGAGAAGCUAACUGCAAUGCUGCAUUCUCUUGAUAAUCAUCCAUCAAAGAGACACAUUUACUAUGCUGAAGACAGGUCAGCUUUUCCAAAGUUCACCUUUGUAUCUCAUCUCUUGUAUUUUGGAUAUACUGAAAAUGCCAAGUUCUUGCCUCUCGAAAAUUACAGAGCAUCUAUGUAGAUUAUCUUUCACUUUUUUUUUAUUCCUUUUAGUUUUUCAGAUUUUUUGCACGUACCUUCAUUCUGCUGAUUUAAUUGUACAUGAGAUAGAAUUUCACAUAAUUUCUUUCACUUUUUUAUUAAGCUUGUUAUUGUGCAUUUGAUAAUAAUCUCAAUCUUUUUAA
Messenger RNA from Rubroshorea leprosula, 831 nucleotides. The record is from the annotation of a GenBank genome assembly. Lineage: Eukaryota; Viridiplantae; Streptophyta; Magnoliopsida; Malvales; Dipterocarpaceae.